Molecule: messenger RNA, 2319 nt
Organism: Hypanus sabinus (Atlantic stingray)
Lineage: Eukaryota; Metazoa; Chordata; Chondrichthyes; Myliobatiformes; Dasyatidae
Gene: ipcef1
Product: interaction protein for cytohesin exchange factors 1
Exons: 11
Coding region: 186-1535 (449 amino acids)
Source: RefSeq, a predicted model, not a curated record
UGCAAGCUGGCCCUGAGCUGCUUGGUGUUCUAGAGAACCGAUUUUUCUGUGCUCACUGAGUGUGCCAUGAUGUGACUUCCUUGUACCCUGGUCAAUCUACCGACACAGGAAAAAAAAUGUUCAGUUUUCAGGAGGAAACAUUACAGAUGAAACCCCAUUACCCCAUUUUCUGAUGAGAAUACAAAAUGUGGGGCAUGAAAACCCGACAACAGUCUGAGUCUGCCUCAAGUUCAGUCGCAUCUGCAGGAGCAGCUAAUGGCAGCCCAGCUGUUUCACUGCGUUCAACAAGAAGGAAGACUCGAGGAAGCUCAAAAAUGAGCAGAAGAAGAAUUUCCUGCAAAGACCUUGGCCGUGCUGACUUCCAGGGAUGGCUAUAUAAGAAGAAGACCAACAAGGGCCUUAUUGGCAACAAAUGGAAAAAGUACUGGUUUGUACUGAAAGGGACCUACCUGUACUGGUACACCAACCAGGCUGCAGAGAAAGCUGAAGGCUUCAUUAAUUUACCAGAGUUCAAAAUUGAUCAAGGCACCGAGUGCAAAAGGAAACAUGCAAUAAAGGCCAGCCACGCUAAACUCAAGAGCUUCUACUUUGCUGCAGAGAAUGCUGAAGACAUGGGCACCUGGAUUAAUAAAAUGGGAUUAGCUGCCAUUCAGUAUGUCCUACCAGCCUCGGAAACUAAAACUGAAGCAGAAUGUUGGAGUGAGAGUGAGCAGGAAGAUGGAGAACCUGCAAUGGAGACACCUUCCUUAUCACAAGCAUCGCAACUACAAGAAUAUCAUGAACCUUCACUUCAAUCUCCAUUCACAUCCAGCGAAACAUCACUUUCGUUUUGUUCAGCAAGCAGGGCAUCAUCCACAUCCACAUUGGCAGCUUCACUGUCGCAAUGUUCCUCGCAGGGAAGUCAAUCCUGGCCUGACGAUGUUAAUUCAUCACAUAAUGAUAUUGAAAGACAGUCCUUAACAUCUGAGGUACAAAACAGUGCAGGAUCAUCACAGCAAGUGACAUGUGAAAAUGCUAAAGAUGAGCUGAAUAGGAUUACUUCUGCAUCAGAUGAGAAUAUGACUGCAGUCAUAACACAGUCUGUUGUUGCUGGAGAAGGUACUGAAAAUUCAGGACACUCAGAUGUUUUAAACACUUGUGAGAAAGAGCAACCACAGAAUUCUGAUGAAAUGGAGCAGCUGUACAAAUCCUUAGAGCAAGCAAGUCUUUCUCCGACUGGAGAACGCCGAUCUUCAACAAAGAGGGAUUACAGGAGAUCGUUUAUAAAGCGUAGCAAAAAUCCUCUUAUCAAUGAAAGACUGCACAAAUUCAGAGCAUUGAACAGUACUUUAAAGUCCAAAGAAGCUGACCUGGCUGUAAUAAACCAGCUCCUGGAAUGUUCAGAGUUGACAUCAGAGAAAUUCCGACAAUGGAAGGAAGACUAUUCACUAUUGCUGCAGGAUAUUUGCAAAGGAUCCCAGCCUAAGCUCUGCUCAGGGAGAAAUGCUGGUAGAAUGGAGAAUCAGGGUUCAUCAUCCAUUGAAACAGAUGUUUGAGAUUGGAGAUUUAAUUUAUUCAAAUAUGGUACUUAACUGUUUUCUGAAGCACUAAGAGGUCCAGGACUUCCAGCAAGCCAAUACAGCCUGCAAACAAUGAAAGUCAUCAACUGAAGUAACAGUGUUUCUGGUGAUUUGAAGUAGUCCUUUUUACUUUUCAUUACAGGACUAUUUUUAUUUAAUUUACAGGCAAUUACACUGAAUAAUGGCUACAGUUGUUGUUUGUAAGUAAACAGCUCUCUGAAGUGUACAAAUUUAUUGGGGACAUUCUCACCAGUUAGGGAAUGUACACACAUUCAUUGUCUAUUUUGUGGUAUUCUAUUUAUUCUGCAAUCGCUAUUGUGCUUAAAAUUGUUCUGAAGCCUCUAGCAAUUGAAAUAUAUUUGCACAUGUAAAAAUUUUGUACAUACAAAAUUCCUUUUAAGCAACAAAUACAGUAUCAGUGACCUCCCUGAAAGUAAAUUGGCAUACUUCCAUUCAAUUUCAAUCUUUAUUUUUAUUUGAAUAGUUAACUAUUACAAAUGGAAGCAUUACCAUAUUUAAAAUGUCCUUAGAUAUGUCCUUGACCCACAGGAUUCUGGAGCUGGUGCAAGAAAUUGGAUGAGAUGAAUUGGUUCUUUUCCAGCAAUGGUUAAAUGACCUUCUACUGUGUCUUAAAUCUUCUAGCAUUUCACACCGUACAUUUACAUUCUCUUAUAAUUAAUUGUACUAAUCAAAGGUAUGAUGUAAAGCAUAAUAAACUGAGGAAAUAUUGUCUAUUCUUUGGCCAUUAUCAGUUUCUCUG